Molecule: messenger RNA, 645 nt
Organism: Mytilinidion resinicola
Lineage: Eukaryota; Fungi; Ascomycota; Dothideomycetes; Mytilinidiales; Mytilinidiaceae
Exons: 1
Coding region: 1-645 (214 amino acids)
Source: RefSeq, a predicted model, not a curated record
AUGCCUCAAUGCGCAUCUUCGAAAGUUGACGGACGGCCCUGCCACAAGUCGACCUCUUACUCAUCCUCAUCCUCCUCCUCCUCCUCCUCCUCCUCCUCCUCAGCCGACCAAGGGAACUCGAGUUUUUCGGAAUCCUCGAGCAAGGGAUCCAAGAUCCAUACCGAAUCCAUCAACGACGAGCAAACAACAACCAAAGACCCAAAGAACCACCUCAACAUGUCAUCGCUCAAGAGCCUUCUGAACUACCAUACGAAUAUGAUCAGCGACGGCACACGAGCGUCUAGAUAUCCUGGAAAAGUCAUGGUUAUCAAAGCUGUUGGCGACUUGAAAUCUUCCAAACUUCUCAAUAAGCCCGAAGCAGAUGAACCCCCAUCAGCGGCAUCCGCAGAUAGUAGGGCACCACACAGUGUCGCGUCAGCAAUCAAAGUGUCAGGGGCUGUGGGCGCCGCACCAGUCCUGCCGCCGCUUCCCUUCCAGAAAGUGGAAUCUACUAGCGAAUCGCGAAAGGCGGCCGGUUUGAGAGAGAAGGGGAAGGAAAAACCCAAGGUCGGGUGUUCCGGCUCUCCACUUCAGGAAAAGAGGGGAUGGAAAGAAGAUCGUGGUGUAUUCUUCAAGGAUAGAGAUUCUGAUUGCGAGGAGGAUUGA